Ostreococcus lucimarinus CCE9901 is the source of this 1283-nucleotide messenger RNA. RefSeq lists its product with no specific name. NCBI's taxonomy places the organism in Eukaryota, Viridiplantae, Chlorophyta, Mamiellophyceae, Mamiellales, Bathycoccaceae. Bases 125 to 748 code for a protein of 207 amino acids. The record is from RefSeq and is a predicted model, not a curated record. The transcript has a single exon.
GUGGAUUUAAAACCGCGCGUCGCGCGUUCGUUCGUCGCGACGGCGCGACGUCGCGACGCCGCGACGAACGCCCGUCGCGACGACGAACCCCGUCGAUGCGCGCGCGACGCCUCGCGUCGUCGCGAUGUCGCGCCGCGAUGGACGUCGCCGACGACCGCGCGCGCGCGAAGACGUCGUGACGACGCUGUUGCGACGACGCGAGGCGCGAGCGCGGGCGACGCGCGCGGGAGACGACGACGACGCGGGCGAAAACGACGCGUUCGUCGACGCGGCGGAGACGUGGGCGACGGACGACGGACGCGGGAGGCGGGAGGCGACGACGACGCGGACGUCGCGCUCGAGCGCGAGCGCGAGCUCGUCGAGCUCGAGCGCGAGCUCGUACGCGUCGGCGCGAGCGCGCGAAGACGAGGACGAGGACGCGAAGGCGUGGACGUCGACGCGAGACGCGAGAGAGCUCGGCUGGGGGCCGCGACCGUCGAACGAAGCGCGCGAGCGCGCGGCGCGGGCAAAGGCGUUGGCGAAACGCUUGCUCGAGGGCGACGAGGACGAGCCGACGGCGCGCGGUGAGAUCGUCGGCGGGGAAGUCGCGAGAGACGUCGGGAGCGAGCGACUGCGAUCGGUGCUGACGAUCGAUAGCGCGACGAGCGGUGGGGACUCAGAUCCCGAGCGGUUGGCGAAAAGACGGGCGAGAAGGCGGGCGGCGAAGCGCAGGCACGAGCGCCGAUUGCGAGAGGGCGUCUUCACGUGACGGUUCGCCUUACAAAAGGCGCGAGCGCGAUUUUGAAUCCAUUUCGAGGUUCUCAGCUUUCGAGCGUGCUUUCGAGCGUGCCACCGCCGAUGCAGCGCACCGAAGCGGCGUUCGCGCGCAAUUGUUCGGCAAACGCGCCGUCGCACGGAUCGAAAGGUUGGCCCGCUUCCUCCGUGCACUUUUUGAGCACGUUUUCGACGACGCCAUCGACACCACCUUCGCACGGCACCGCGAUAUCGUCCUUCACGGCAAGUGCGCCUUUGACGAGCGCGUCCACGCACUGCGAUCCGCACAAGCCAUCGGGGUCGUCGAGGCACGUCAUCAGCACUCGCAUCGCCUUCGCGUCCGAGAAUUCCGGACACACGAAGUCCUGCGCGGCGACCGCGACGGCUGCGGUGGUGGCGGCGAAAAACGCGAGCGCGAUGGUGCGUCGUAAGGUCAUUUUGAUCGCGUUGCGUUGCGAAGUGUCGCGUAACCCGUCGCGCGUCACAUGUUGUCGAAAGUUCACACGACGUCGACUCCGCGCGGCGGCGUU